AUGGUUCUCAUGGCCAUUCGGCAGGACUUUGAGGCCGUUUGCCAUGCUCAUGAAACUUUGGCUGGUGAUUUCUCGUUUAUGUUCAGAGCAGUUCGAGUUGAUGGACGUGCCUUGAAAGGUGCAUCAAUUGAGCUGCAAGCUGAUCCAGACUUGGUCUUGGCAGCCGUGCAGCAAAACUGGCGAUCGCUAGGCUAUGCCAACAGGGCUCUGCGUGCAAACCUGGACUUCAUGCUGCAAGCAGUAGGUGUCGACGGCUUUGCCCUGGCCAUGGCGGCUGAGGCCUGGCGGUCCGGCGGUCUCGUACUGCACAUGGCGGCAGCAUCAACAAACUAA
Symbiodinium sp. CCMP2592 is the source of this 333-nucleotide messenger RNA. Lineage: Eukaryota; Dinophyceae; Suessiales; Symbiodiniaceae. The record is from the annotation of a GenBank genome assembly.